AAACACAAAAAAAAAAAAACAUACACGACAUUAUUAUACGACUGCUGUUGCACUCACUUCACCAGAUCUUAUCUCCCUCUUUCUUUUUAUUACCAGCGCUCUUCUCGCACUUUCCUUCGCGUUCUCCUUUCACCCAUACCUCUAUUCUUUCCUUUUUCUUCUCCCUGUUUCUGAGAAAGCCUCCCCCUUACCAUGUCCAUUGGACAACAAACCUCGCUUUAACUUUGCUUCUAACAUUAAUAACCAAGAGGUUUUUAGAAUAGCGGUGGUUACAAUGUAUGCAAGGAGGAUAAGGGGUAGAAGCCAGAGAUGGGGUCUGGUGUUUCAACAGUGGAAACAUUUAAUUAAGCCACAUUGCCAGGAUUAUGCUUGUUGUCGAUCUUUGAUCCACCCAUAUUCUGUGCGGGCUGGUUCUUCGGGUGUUGGUAUGAUUAGAAGAAGUGUUUUAGAUUCAUCUUAUACUCGAGGUGUUGCUCCUGCAUUUAUAAAUGCAGGUUUCUAUGGAAGGUCUGCUCCAUGUUUAAGUAACCAUCAGUUGCGUUUGUAUAGUUCUAAAGGUGAUGGAAGGAAUGCUAGUGAGGAUAACUAUAGACCUGUGAAUGAUGGGGCUAACUUUGAUAAGGGAAAGACUCGGCGGGAAAAGUUUGGGAAUGACGUAAAGCCUUGUGAUGUACAUGCUCAGCUUGGGGAACAGGAUCAAAAGGAAUGGCUUAAUAAUGAAAAACUUUCUAUAGAGAGUAAGAAGAAAGAAUCGCCAUUUUUGACCAGACGUGAGAAGUUUAAAAACGAGUUCUUGCGUAGAGUUGUGCCUUGGCAGAAAAUACAUGUUUCUUGGGAAACAUUUCCUUAUUACAUUCAUGAGAAUACCAAAAAUAUUUUGGUUGAAUGUGUUGCUUCAAAUUUGAAACAUAAGAAGCUCAGUGCUUCUUAUGGUGCUCGAUUGCCAUCUUCGAGUGGGAGAAUACUGCUUCAAAGUGUCCCAGGAACUGAACUUUAUCGCGAGAGAGUGGUUAGGGCGCUGGCACGAGAGUUACAAGUACCACUUUUGGUUCUUGACAGCAGCGUUCUUGCUCCAUAUGAUUUUGGUGAUGAUUGCUCAUCUGAGUCUGAAUCAGAUGAAGAUAAUCUGGAAUCUGUAGUAGAUGGUACUUCAGAGUCAGAUAUUGAGGAUGAGAAUGAUGCCAGUAAUGAGGAAGACUGGACAAGCAGCAAUGAGACAAGAACAGACUGCAGUGAUGAGGAUGAAGUGCAGGCAACUGCUGAAGCAGCCCUCAAGAAACUUGUUCCCUACAACCUGGAAGAGUUUGAGAAGAGAGUCUCUGGAGAAUCUGAGAGUUCCUCAGAAUCCUCAAAAACUGAGGCCGAUGAAUCUGCUAAUAAAUCCAAGCAGCUUCUUAAGAAAGGGGACCGUGUGAAAUAUAUUGGACCUAAUGUGCAGAGUGAAGCUAGCAAAAGGAUCAUAUUGGGGAAGAUACCAACAUCUGAUGGUCCAACUAAUGUUUAUACGAGUAUUCGAGGCAGACCCCUAUGUAGCGGUCAACGUGGUGAGGUAUAUGAGGUGAAUGGAGACAGAGUUGCUGUCAUUUUGGAUAUUAGUACUGAUAACAGAGCAAAAGAAGAGAAGGAUGAGAAAUCCACUGAGGAGUCUGCUAGCCCACCAGUUUAUUGGUUAAAUGUUAAGGAUGUUGAGCAUGAUCAUGAUGCUCAGGCAGAGGACUGCUAUAUUGCCAUGGAAGCUUUAUGUGAGGUUUUGAAUUCCAAGCAACCUCUUAUUGUAUAUUUUCAAGAUUCUUCACAGUGGUUGUCUAGGGCGGUUCCCAAGUCAAAACACAAAGAAUUUGUCAGCAAGGUGCAUGAAAUGUUUGACAAAUUAUCAGGUCCUGUUGUUUUGAUUUGCGGGCAGAACAGAGUUGAAACAGGGUCAAAGGAGAAAGAGAAAUUUACGAUGAUACUGCCAAAUUUUGGUCGCCUUGCAAAACUGCCUCUCCCUUUGAAGCGUCUUACUGAGGGUCUUAAAGCAACGAAGAGAUCUACUGAUGAUGAAAUAUAUAAGCUCUUUACUAAUGUUUUGUGUAUUCAUCCUCCUAAGGAGGAAGAUCUCCUUAGAAUAUUUAAUAAACAACUUGAUGAGGAUCGGAGAAUCGUGAUAUCAAGAAGCAAUCUAAAUGAAUUACAUAAGGUUCUUGAAGAGAAUGAGCUGUCAUGUUUGGACCUAUUACAAACAAAUACUGAUGGUGUGAUACUGACUAAACGGAAAGCUGAAAAGGUUGUUGGUUGGGCUAAAAAUCAUUACUUAUCAUCUUGCACGCUUCCUUCCAUAAAAGGCGAAAGAUUAUGUCUGCCUCGUGAAAGCCUUGAAAUUGCAGUUAUGAGAUUGAAAGAGGAAGAAACAUUAUCUCGGAAACCUGCACAAAACCUGAAGAACCUUGCAAAGGACGAGUAUGAAAGCAACUUUGUUUCAGCUGUGGUAGCACCUGGUGAAAUUGGUGUCAAAUUUGAUGAUAUUGGUGCUCUUGAAGAUGUGAAGAAAGCAUUGAAUGAACUUGUCAUUCUUCCAAUGCGAAGACCUGAACUUUUCUCUCAUGGAAAUCUAUUGCGGCCUUGCAAAGGAAUAUUACUUUUUGGUCCUCCUGGAACCGGGAAAACCCUUCUUGCUAAGGCACUGGCAACAGAAGCGGGAGCCAACUUUAUCAGCAUAACUGGUUCAGCUCUUACAUCGAAGUGGUUUGGAGACGCUGAAAAGCUCACCAAGGCCCUUUUCUCUUUUGCUAGCAAGCUGGCGCCAGUCAUUAUUUUUGUUGACGAGGUUGAUAGUUUGCUGGGUGCUCGUGGUGGUGGUUUUGAGCAUGAGGCAACUAGGAGAAUGAGAAACGAGUUCAUGGCAGCUUGGGAUGGAUUAAGGUCAAAAGAUAGCCAAAGAAUCCUCAUCCUUGGUGCCACAAAUAGGCCCUUUGAUCUUGAUGAUGCUGUUAUUCGUCGCUUACCAAGAAGGAUAUAUGUUGACUUACCAGAUGCUGGAAACCGCAUGAAGAUACUGAAAAUAUUUCUUGCACAAGAGAAUAUAGGCUGUAAUUUUUCAUUUGAAGAACUUGCAAAUGCAACUGAGGGGUAUUCUGGCAGUGAUUUGAAGAACCUCUGUAUAGCUGCAGCGUACAGGCCUGUGCAAGAACUUCUAGAAGAAGAAAACAAGGGUGGCAAAAAUGAUGCAGCUGGUGUACUAAGGCCUCUUAAUUUGGAUGACUUUAUUCAAUCAAAAGCCAAGGUGGGUCCAUCCGUUGCGUAUGAUGCUGCAAGCAUGAAUGAGCUGAGGAAAUGGAACGAGCAGUAUGGAGAAGGUGGUAGCAGAAGGAAGUCACCUUUUGGUUUCUAAUACAAAAAGUUUUGCUCCAAUUUUUUUAAAAUUUUUAUUUUUCAUCCAGUUUGUACGGAUGAGAGAAGCAACGCGUAGCGUGGUGUAACUUGUUAGUUGUUUGAAUGGUCCUCAUUGUCCUAUGCUAUGUGGGUGGGGAAUAGGAAGGAAAGGAUCCUCCCAAGUAUAAAUUGCAGUAUGUAGUCUGGCUUUCUUUUUGAAGUAUUUAAGGUUGAUAUUUGUAUUUGUUAGUCAUUAGAUACAUAAAUAGAUAUGACCAUCCGAAUAUGCAGAAAAAGUUUAAAAGAAAUUUAAUAUAUCUUUUUAACUGA
This is a messenger RNA of Gossypium raimondii (Peruvian cotton), 3681 nucleotides long. RefSeq lists its product as uncharacterized. The coding region runs from base 275 to 3370 and encodes 1031 amino acids. The record is from RefSeq and is a predicted model, not a curated record. Lineage: Eukaryota; Viridiplantae; Streptophyta; Magnoliopsida; Malvales; Malvaceae. Gene Ontology annotation, cellular component: mitochondrial outer membrane. The transcript is spliced from 25 exons. Gene Ontology annotation, molecular function: ATP hydrolysis activity; ATP binding.